UACAGUAAAAAUAGGGUACUUGCUGGCUGGCUGCUUGUGUGUUCGCUGGGAAUAUAAACAACUUGGUGGUCACGGAGCACCCUAAUCGGUUGCCACCGCACCGAAAACCGGCAGAGGAAACCGAAGAUGGCCCUCAGCUAAUCGGCGCUUUCUCUCGCUCUGUUGUCGGCGGAUUUACAGAACGACGGCUAGCUGGGUGCUAACGUUAGCACGCUAGCUUGCCAGGAGCACAUAGCAACUGCUGCUAGCUAACGUCACUGGACUGGUACUCUUUACUCUCAAGGCUGCAGCUAUGUUCGUCCAGGAGGAGAAAAUAUUCGCAGGGAAAGUGUUGAAAAUACACAUCUGCACCAUGGACGGCACGGAGUGGUUGGAGGAGGUCACGGAAGACACCACUGUUGAGAAACUGAAGGAGAAGUGCUUGAAACAUUAUGUGCACGGAAGUCUAGAAGACCCCAAAACACUCACCCACCAUAAACUCAUACAUGCUGCUACAGAGAGAGUCCUCACCGACACUAAAACAGUCGCUGAUGAAAAUCUGAAAGAUAAAGAGGUUUUGCUGCUCAUAAAGAAAAGGCCGCCACCGACCCCUCCAAAGAUGCUAGACGUUAGUUCAGAGGAAAAGAAGAAACAAGACAACAAGGCUCCAGACAAAGACGCAAUUCUGAAAGCCACCGCCAACCUGUCCACACGCCACACUGACCGCACUGUUACCCAGCAUAACAUCAGAGAUUUUCAGACGGAGCUAAGAAAAAUCCUGGUUUCUCUCAUUGAAGUCGCCCAGAAGCUUCUCGCCUUGAACCCUGAUGCUGUUGAACUUUUCAAAAAGGCCAAUGCGAUGUUGGAUGAAGAUGAAGAGGACCGGGUAGAUGAAACGGCCCUUCAGCAGCUCACUGAGAUGGGUUUCCCCGAGAGCAGAGCCAUCAAAGCUCUUAGAUUGAACCACAUGUCGGUGACCCAGGCAAUGGAGUGGCUUAUCGAGCAUGUAGAUGACCCCUCUGUAGACGCACCCAUACCUGGCCAGGACUCCUCUGGGGCAGCAGGAGCCACAGCUGCUGCCACACCGGGCCCCUCAGCCUCAGCCUCUGCCUCAGCUUCUGCCUCAGCCUCUGCCUCUGCCUCUGCCUCUGCCUCUGCCUCAACCUCAGCCUCCGGUCCUAACCUCCUCCGCAGCCUCUCUAGCCAAUCGAGCACAGAAGAGAGCAGCAGGCAGGACGAGCUCACAGAGAUCUUCAAGAGGAUCCGCAGGAAACGGGAGUUCAGACCGGACUCAAGAGCUGUCAUUGCAUUGAUGGAGAUGGGGUUUGAUGAAAAGGAGGUGGUUGAUGCUCUGAGGGUGAAUAAUAACCAACAGGAUGCUGCGUGUGAGUGGCUGCUGGGUGAUAGGAAACCUUCUCCAGAGGAUCUAGACAAAGGCAUCGACACCAACAGCCCGUUGUUUCAAGCCAUUCUGGAAAAUCCAGUGGUCCAGUUGGGUCUAACUAAUCCCAAGACCCUGCUAGCGUUUGAAGACAUGCUUGAGAAUCCUCUGAACAGCACCCAGUGGAUGAACGACCCCGAGACCGGCCCAGUCAUGCUCCAAAUAUCCAGAAUCUUCCAGACCCUCAAUCGCACAUAGAGCCUCCUGGUGAUCCCUGUGUGACUGUGGCAGCCUGUGUGUGUGUGUGCGACCAUAUUGGGGUGUGUGUGGGUGUGUGUGUGUGUGUGUGUGUGUGUGUAUGGGUGUGUGUGUGUGUAUCUGAGUGUGGCAGAGACACAAGUAUUGUUUUUGCCUUGUAAAGACAAAGCUGGAGGAGUCAGAGUAUGAAUUAAGAUGUUACACAUAUAACUAUUUAUAACAGUACAGUAAAAACACUUAUACGAAAACAAAUGUUAACAUAAACAUUAUUACAGUAAUAAUAAUAAAAAUGAGAUUUAGUAUGUUGUUUUUACAUUUUAACAAGAACAAUUUAUAGUCAUGACAGACAUGAUUUAUUUUAUAUAAUUUCUCCAUGUGCAGAAAUGACAUCAGACAUCGAUUUAAUGUUUACACUUCAAAGAAAACUGUUUUUGUAUGUUUUGCAAUAUUUAAAUAUCAAUUACAGUUUUGUCUGUCUCUUUAAAUUGUUACGUUUCAUCUGUGGUGAAUGUGUGGAUGAUUUCUGUCGGUAUCACGUUCUGUUUCUCUUCCCCCUUGGUCUUGUUUUUAUCAGAGUGACCGCUUUUAAUUGAGAGGCCGGUGGUCAAAGUCGAGUGUUCGUUUGGCUUGUUGAAAACGGCCUCACGGACACGUUACCUCUCUCUCCGUUCACGCCUGCGAGGUCACUGUAAGUCACCCGAGCGCCUCUCAGUUCAAAGCAGAAAAGCUUCUUCGAGGAUAUUUAUUUGACUUUCUUGCCUUUUAGACAAAAGCUGUACACUAAACUGUUUGUGUCUUAGUCAUGUUUUUACAAGAAACUUAUAUAUUAGGCCUGUGUGUUUAUUGUCGAUGUGCUCUUGAAUGUCAUAUUAUCAUGUUGCGCUCAUUUAGCACUUGUUCACCUCUAUGGAUAUCACUCACUGCAGCACUGAGGGAGUUUAAAGAAGGGUUAUGUCUCAAAAAGGCUGUAGUGGGAUGUUAAACGAAGCUGAGCCUAAUCAAAAGGGGUUUGCCUUUUUUUAACCUUUAAUUUUUGAAUGAUAAAGUUGCUCACUUCAUGCUGCGGAGGUGCGAGCAUCUUCACAAAGAAAUAAUAGAAUUUGAGGCGCAACCAGUGUUGGUCUUUUGGUUUACUUUUUUUUUCUUUUGAGAGCAGUGAACAUUUAUGCUGUCAAACCAAACCAAAAUGUCACUGUAUAACCUGCCUUGUCAUUAGUUGUACCCAUUUAAAAAAAAAAAAAUCCUGUAUUUCUGUGCAAUAGCAAGGACUUCUGUUGACCUGUAAAGAAAUAUAUUUGAUUUGAGUGUUAGAGAUGUGUGAACUGCAAUGGGUAGUGUGUUCUACGAUAUUAGCCUUUGCAUUGAGUACUUAAAAUCUCCAGCUACAAGAAGGCGAGCGUAGCCUCUCCUGGUUGUACCGAGAGCUAAAACACAAAAUGGAGGGUGGUGUGUUUUGCCAAGCUUUUGAGUGUUUUUAUUCAAUAUUUAAAAAAAAAUGUGGUAUUGAUGUGACUUUCUGCUCAGGGAGGCUGAGAUUGUUUUUCUAAACUUGUCGUUACGGCAAACCUCUGCUCACCCCCGUCUAGUUUGGCAUUUGAAAAUGGCUUUAACUAAUCUGUCUAGAUCUUUAUGAAUAAGAGCACUACAGGACAUGGUUUCGUAAAUGCAAUAUUUGAAAAUAUUUAAAUGUUUUUAGAGAGAAGUGUCUGUUUGAACUAUGUAUUAUUACAUUAUUUAUAUCGAAGCCAAACUAGGAACUUGUUCUUAUUUAUAACAUUUUUAGCAAACCUCGAAGCUAAUCUACAAAUGUGAAAAAAAAUUAAAUGAUUCAAAUGUUGUUUUUACAAACCAUUGUAAAAUGUGCUUACGGACUGGCAGGUCACAGUGUGAGUUAAAGUAGUGCAGCAUGUCUGAAUGAUGAAGAAGGAUUUCUACGCGCGUCUCUGGAAGCCUCUCUGCACACUUUCCGCACUGUAGUGGACCUUCAUCACGGCCACAGUGACCAGCUCUCUCACCACCUCCAUGCUUUGCAUUAGUUUGCAUCAGAAACUCUCCUGUAAUAUCAUGAAACAAACUUUGGGAGAUUGUAUGUUUAAAGAUCCGCAGGACAUGCAGACGUCUUUCAAAAAUGGUCAACAGGAACAGAAAAUGAACAAAACGGACUUUAUUGCUUUGGGACACUGAAGGAGUGUUGGACUCACAGGUUUUUGUUUUCACUCAGCUUCCAUGCAGGACUGUCCCCGAUUAACAACCUAUGCAAUAUACUCUCACAGUCUGUUCAUUCAGACAGCCUCAUGGCUACUGGCAUUUAAAUCACUAUUGCAUUAAAGUUAUUUUUUGUGGCUGUAUG
Molecule: messenger RNA, 3968 nt
Organism: Epinephelus lanceolatus (giant grouper)
Lineage: Eukaryota; Metazoa; Chordata; Actinopteri; Perciformes; Serranidae
Gene: ubac1
Product: UBA domain containing 1
Cellular component (GO): ubiquitin ligase complex
Molecular function (GO): protein binding
Source: RefSeq, a predicted model, not a curated record